AUGGUGUCUUUACUUGAUCGUGUUAUUCUUAAAGCUUAUUGGCGGUUAUUACCAAUUAUAUUUCUAUCAUAUAUCAUUGCAUAUGUUGAUCGAAAUAAUGUUUCAUUAGCUAAACUUAAAAUGGUUGACGAUUUGCCGUCAUUUCGAUAUCGAACUGAAAGUAUUUUUGCAUAUGGUCAAGUAGCCUUUUUUAUCGGAUAUUUACUUCUUGAAAUUCCUGGUACAUUAUUAGUUGAAAGAUGGAGUGCUCGUAAAUGGAUAUGUCGUAUUAUGAUUACUUGGGGUAUUUUAGCAUCAUUGACAGCAAUUGUUAAACAACCAUGGCAUUUCUAUUUACUUCGAUUCUUACUUGGUCUUGCUGAAGCUGGCUUUUUUCCAGGUGUUAUUGUCUAUUUAACUCAUUGGUUUCCAGGAAAAGCAAGAGCACGAGCGCUUUCUCUAUUUCUUAUCGCUACACCUAUCGCUCAAUUUGUUAGUCCAAAAAUUUCCUAUUAUAUUCUUCGUAUGGGUACCAUAGAGAAUGGUAUCUAUUAUAGAACAUUAUUUAAACUUAAAGGUUGGCAAUGGAUGUAUAUAGCUUGGGGUGUACCAUCAGUGAUACUCGGUAUCAUUGUUCUAUUUUUUCUAACUGAUCGACCAAAAGAUGCUACUUGGUUAAGUAGAGAAGAACGUGAAGUAUUAGAAACAGAAUUAUCAAUUGAAUUAGAACGUCAACAGUCUAUUGGUGGUCACUUAACAGUACUACAAGCUUUACGUCAAAUUAAAGUACUUCUUCUUGCUAUUGCUUAUUUUUUUAUUGUAACAGGUAAUUAUGGCGUAGAACUUUUCUUACCAACGAUUCUUCGUGAUUGGUAUCAUUUAAAUGACUCUCGUUUGACAUGGUUAUUAAUGAUUCCACCAUUAGGUUCUCUUUUUGGAAUGUUAAUAGUUGGAUUUAGUUCAGAUCGAACUAAAGAACGACGUUUUCAUGCUGCUAUACCUAUUCUUAUUGGAGCAAUAGGUCUUGGUUUAACAUUAAUUCGACAUCAACCAUUAAUUACAAUAAUUAUUCUUUUUACAAUAACAUCAAUUGGUACGAAAGCUUAUUUACCAGCAUUUUGGUCAUUGCCAAGUUUAUUUCUAAGUGAAUCGGCUGCUGCUGGUUCCAUUGGUUUUAUUAAUUCAAUUGGUAAUCUUGGUGGUGGUGUAGGACCGACUAUAUUAGGUGUUAUCAAAGAUCGUACUGGUUCAUUUUUUCUUGGUAUUCUAUCUCUCUCAAUAUCAAUGGCUAUAACAGCUGUAAUUAUUAUGACUCUUCGUUUCGAUCGACGUUAUCAAACCUCAACUCCUAAAAAUACUCAACAAUUAUCGACUCCAGAUAUCGAUCAUAGAUUAAUAGAAAAAACAACAGAGAUUAAAGAACUAACUCAGUUCUAA
Adineta steineri is the source of this 1416-nucleotide messenger RNA. NCBI's taxonomy places the organism in Eukaryota, Metazoa, Rotifera, Eurotatoria, Adinetida, Adinetidae. The record is from the annotation of a GenBank genome assembly.